Messenger RNA from Anneissia japonica, 873 nucleotides. RefSeq lists its product as uncharacterized. The transcript has 2 exons. The record is from RefSeq and is a predicted model, not a curated record. The coding region runs from base 196 to 873 and encodes 225 amino acids. Lineage: Eukaryota; Metazoa; Echinodermata; Crinoidea; Comatulida; Comatulidae.
UUUAGAAUUAACAAAUAUCCUCUACUAACUAUAAAAAAUGUAUUGCUAGACAAAUUAUCCACUGGAUAUGUCCUGCCAGACACCCCUAAAGUUUUCCCCCUAUGGAAUCAUCAGCGUAAGCCCCACUUCAUAAUUUGAUUAAGCUGGCCCCACUGCACUUACUCAGCGCCGUCAGGUCAAAAUUAAAGAAGUUGGAUGUAUCUUCUUUUUGAGAUGACAAUUAAUUACGCAUCAGACACAUCCACCAUGGACACUGAUUGUGAAGUCAAUAUGGUGUGCAUCAUUUGCAGGGGAAGUCAAGGUGACUCACUGAAAAUGUUUGUGGAAAGAACAUGGUGUUCAUUCAAGAGAGCAGCAGAGUUGAGACUUGCACUAAAGUCGGAUCGCUACAGAGAUAUAACUACAGAAGUCAAUUUGCAGCAACAUUCAGACAAUGCAAGGUACCACUCGAAAUGCUACAGAAAGUACACAGCCGUCAUAAGGCCACCAACUGGUUCUCCAUCAAAGAAGCCAAAAACCCGACGCAGAAGUUUGAUGCCACCAUCAGAUGAGAAAGGGUUAUUAAAGGGAUCCUGCAUAUUUUGUAUUUUGCGACGAAAAACCAUUAACCAUAAGGAGGAGCCAUUGUCAGAUUGUCUUACGAAAGAUGGUUGUGAUGCCAUAUUUAAAGCAGCUCCCAAAAGUAGCAAUGAGCGGGUAAAGGCAUUAGUUCAAAGUGGGGUUGAUUUAAUUGCUAAAGAAGCCCAAUAUAUCACAAAUCGUGCCGCCGAGAGUUUUUUAGUGAAGUUGAUGAUUCAGAAGCCGAUCCAAAAACUGAAACAGUUUCAAAUAGGCAACUGCAUUCCAUUACUUUUGGAACAAUAUCAGCCCUAA